GAAGCGCAUCCUCGCCGUCGUCGACCUUCCUGUUCCAGGCAGCAUCGGGCUCCGCGCGUCUCGGCGGUAUCCCGCGGUCCGCGCCGGCCCUGCCCCAGCCGAGGGCCCCCGCGCGGCCAGGGCCGCAGCUGGUAGCCCCGUGCCUUUAGGAAGGCCGCGAGAUUACGGUCUGUGGAGAGUCAGCCACCUGGUCUCCUGAUAAGCUUCCUAAAGGGAUCUAACAUGAAGAAGACUGAGCCCAGGAAACAGACUGUGAGCAUUCCCACACCAGGACAUGGGCUAAGAAACACAAUUUUGGAAUGAGAUGGAAGGAGAAUGGAGCAGAGUGAGCAAGACAGAAGAAUCCCCUGGACUGGCAAAGCCAUCUGCGAAGCACUGCUGCUACCAUGCCCAAGAGAAAGGCAAAAGGAGACACUAAAGGUGACAAAGUGAAGGUGAAGGAUGAGCCACAGAGGAGAUCGGCAAGGUUGUCUGCUAAACCUGCCCCUCCAAAACCAGAGCCCAAGCCUAAGAAGGCUCCUGCAAAGAAGGGAGAAAAGCUCCCCAAAAGGAGAAAGGGGAAAGCAGAUAAUGGUAAGGAUGGGAGCAACCCUGCAAAGAACCAAGAUGCCUCCACAGCCCAGUCACAGAAGGCAGAAGGCACUGGGGAUGCCAAGUGAAGUAUACUGUUUUUGAUAGCUCUGUACUUCUAGUGACUCUACUGUUUGAAAUAGUUUUUUUUUAAUCAAGUUUUAUAAAAAUGUAGAUUUUUUUUUUAACUUAGGUUGUCAGCAUAUAGGACACUUUGUUGUUGUCUUUUGUGGAAAGUACAAAUACCACUAACAGAAUGUCUCAGAACCUGGAUUGAAAUGAGAGAAAAUAGGAUUUUCUAUCCUCAUUUAUGAAGAUUAUUCUUCGUUACCAGGAGAGAUUCUCUGAAAUUCACACAUCAGCCACUUUGGCUCAGAAGAAGCCUUACAGUAUGGAGAAGCAAAAUUUCAUGUCUUCUCCUUUCCUGAUGCCAUCAGCAUAUAGUUCCUGAAAUCAAGAGUUGUGAUGUGGCUUCAGCACCCCUAAAAUCAGCUGUGUUGGGUAACACCUCAUCCUUCCGUUGAUAACACCAAGGCGGUGUUGCUCAAAAGAGCCAAGAUUCCUGUUUGUAGCUUGUGGAUCAUCCUAUUGAUUAGCCUGUAGUGUUUAAUUCCUUUCCUCCAUGUCAGAGUUGACCAGUGGAAAGCUUUUAUGUGUCUCAUGUGAAAUAUCCAUCCCUUCUGAAAACUUUUCCUGCUCAAAGCAGCAGCAGAAGACUUGACUUUUUGGAAAGGGGAAUUUGUAAGUUGUAAAAUGUUAUGGAUGGUUACCCAUGCUACUAGAAGCAUCUGUUUUUGAAAAGUAUCUUUUAAAGCUGGAUACAAGUUGGCUUGCUGAAGGGGUCAUUAUUUCCUACCCAGAGUCAUAAAGAUACUCUUUAUGUCUUGUGAGAGUUUUAUAGUUUUGUCUUCACAUUUGGUUUUAGUCUUUCCUGAAAUAAUUUUCAGUGUAUGUGCUGCUGAAAUGAGUACUCCUGAACUGAUUUUUGUGAACAAUAUGAUAUAGAAGCUCAAUCUAAUAUUUUUUUCAUAUAAUGUCCCAGCACCAUUUUCUGAAACCUUCAUCCUUUCCCCACUAAUCUGUAACACUGGGUCUUUCAUAAAUCAAGCUUCUAUGUGUGUGUUAGGGGUUAGGGGAUAGUCUGUGGAUGGUUUCUGUUUCUGACUCAAUGGUCAAUUGGUCUAACCUGUGGCAGUACUGCACAAUCCUGAGUAGUAAAACGUUAGAAAAAAGUCUUUAUACCUCAGGACAAAUCCCAUCUCAUCCUCCAAUAUCACCACCAAAUUUUUCUUCCUUGGGAGUAUCUUGACUAUUCUUAAAAACUCUUACAUUCUUAUAUACUUGGCUAUUCUUGUCUAUACGCCUUGAUUUGCUCUUCCAUACAACUUUUAGAAUUAGAUUGACAAGUUCUAAAUCAAAUAUUGGAAUUUUUAUUGGAUCUGUAUUAGAUUUAUAAAUUACAAUAUUGAGACUUCUAAUCCAUAAACAUCGUAUAGUUCUCCAUUUAUUUAAGCUUUUAAAAUGCCUUUCAAUAAAGUUUUAUAAUUUCUCCAUAAA
Messenger RNA from Manis javanica (Malayan pangolin), 2127 nucleotides. RefSeq names its product high mobility group nucleosomal binding domain 4 (gene HMGN4). Gene Ontology annotation, molecular function: nucleosomal DNA binding. The record is from RefSeq and is a predicted model, not a curated record. Gene Ontology annotation, cellular component: nucleus; chromatin. Gene Ontology annotation, biological process: chromatin organization. NCBI's taxonomy places the organism in Eukaryota, Metazoa, Chordata, Mammalia, Pholidota, Manidae.